UGAGAUAUAAUCUUUUUUAUUUUCUUUGGGAAAGAAUUUAAACUGACACGACCUUUCUUUCUGCAAUCAUCAGUGUAAAUUGCAACAUGAGGGCGUAUCCUGUGACGUCAUCACGCACCACACCCGCCCCCUGUACGUCGCAGACAGUUUGAUAAUCUGCACCGGAACAGCUCGCGUCAAAAAACAAGCCGGACAGCCAUCACCCUUUAAGUCCACUUGCCUCGCUCCGCUCUCCUCUGACACCUGUAGCCAGACCGUGUCCGACAUGAAGGGAAUGAUUGUUCAGCUGAGCCGCGGCCUGAGCCGUUCUGCGCCCGUCCUCUACCGGAGCCUUCACUCCGGAACACGACCUGCCUCCACCGCAGCCUCCAAGCUCAAGGUGGAGCGUCCGCUUACUUCGGAGGAGAUCUACUCCCGAGAAGACAAAUAUGGCGCACACAACUACCACCCCCUGCCCGUGGCCUUAGAGCGAGGGGAGGGCAUCAACGUGUGGGACGUGGAGGGAAACCGGUAUUAUGACUUCCUCAGUGCUUACAGCGCGGUUAACCAGGGACACUGCCACCCCAAGAUCAUAGCCGCACUCAGUGCCCAGGCGUCCAAACUCACCCUGACUUCCAGAGCCUUCUACAACGACGUGCUCGGAGCCUAUGAGGAAUUCAUCACCAACAUGUUUGGCUAUGACAAAGUUUUGCCCAUGAAUACAGGGGUUGAAGGUGGUGAGACUGCCUGCAAGCUUGCGCGGAAGUGGGCCUACAACGUGAAGGGGGUGCCCAAAAAUAAGGCCAAAAUUAUCUUUGCAAAUGGAAACUUCUGGGGCCGCACCAUGGCCGCCAUCUCCAGCUCCACUGACCCCAGCAGCUAUGAGGGAUUUGGUCCCUUCAUGCCCGGCUUUGAGCUCAUCCCGUUCAACGACAUUCCUGCAUUGGAGGAAGCCCUUCAAGACCCAAACGUAGCGGCCUUCAUGGUGGAGCCCAUCCAGGGGGAGGCUGGUGUCGUGGUGCCCGAUCAGGGCUACCUGACUAAAGUCCGAGAACUUUGCACGAAACACAACGUGUUGUGGAUUGCUGAUGAGGUGCAGACAGGCUUGGCGCGUACCGGCCGGCGUCUAGCUGUUGACCACGAGGGAGUGCGCCCAGAUGUGGUGAUUCUGGGCAAAGCUCUCUCUGGAGGAGUUUACCCUGUGUCUGCUGUGCUGUGUGACGAUGAAGUGAUGCUCACCAUCAAGCCCGGGGAGCACGGGUCCACGUACGGGGGAAACCCUGUGGCCUGCCGAGUGGCUAUUGCAGCUCUGGAGGUGAUGGAGGAAGAGAAGCUGUCAGAAAAUGCUCAGAGGAUGGGAAUGAUGCUGCGGGACGAGCUGAGAAAACUACCCGAGGAUAUUGUUACAACGGUCAGAGGAAAGGGCCUUCUCAAUGCGAUCGUCAUCAAAGAGACCAAAGACUACGAUGCGUGGAAAGUGUGUCUGCGCCUCCGAGACAACGGACUCCUGGCUAAGCCCACACACGGCGACAUCAUCCGACUGGCCCCCCCUCUGGUCAUCAACGAAGACCAGCUGCUGGAGUGCACCGACAUCAUCAAGAGAACCAUCAUGUCCUUCUAAACAACGGUUCAGCAAAGCACCGACGGAGUCGAAAGCAGUGACGCCGUCACUCUAAAUAUUUUUAAGUCGCUUUUAUUUCCUUCAUUUGUGUUUGUGACCCUCACGUCUCUGUGGAGACUGUGAACGCAAUUACAGAAAGUUAUCGGCAUGAGGAAGAGAGCUUGUGGGCCGGCUUUAGUAAAGACUCCACAACAGUUAAAAGAUCUUUGUUUGGGAGUGGCAUACAUAAUAUUUACUUCUAUUAAUGAUUGUAAAUCAUUAAUACAAUGUCUUUAAAUGAAUCUUCAAUUUUAGAAAAGACAAUUUAAUCACGAGUCAUGCAGCCUAGACAGGAACAGUCUUUAGUUAAACUGAAGAAUGCAAAAGUCCUCAACAGGAUUGUGAGGGAAAAGCACCUUACAGAGAAGCAAUCUUUUUUCCCAGUUAACACAAAAUCAUAAGUAUUACACAGUCUGACAAGUCGAGUUGGCUGCACUUUUUCAACUGAACCAUUGCUUCCUGCUGACAACGAUGUUACAAAAAAAGGCAAAAAAGUUAGAUUAUCGUAACUUAAGUCCUGUAACUGACCAAAACUGUUUGGCUGUAAACAGGUUAAUUUGUUAUUUAUUUUUUAAUAGAGAUCAUUUUAUGUGAGGAGUAACGAAUGUUUCGAAGGGAACACAGUGUUUUUCUAGCGCUGGCUGGUUGAAUUUGCUGUAUGUACAGUAUGUAUGUAAAGAUUGUCUUUUCAAAGGCACCUCAAGUUGUUACAAAAACAAUGUCUCUUCAAAUAAACCUUUCCAGACCCC
Molecule: messenger RNA, 2388 nt
Organism: Menidia menidia (Atlantic silverside)
Lineage: Eukaryota; Metazoa; Chordata; Actinopteri; Atheriniformes; Atherinopsidae
Source: the annotation of a GenBank genome assembly